AUGGACCAAUUAAUAGCUCCGGACCACAAUAGGUUAUCGAUCGCGCAACAACCAGAACAGCGAUCAGCGGAACAACCGCAACAGCAGUCAACACCAUCAAUGAUCAACCAGUCAACAUCAACAUCCGAUCUAGAAAUUACAGGCGUAGUAAACGCAUCCAUCAAUACAACAGACAUUCCAGAUCCGCAAACUCCACCCAGAAAUAUCCAGACAACAGCAUCGACCUUUGUUACAGCAGUAGCACCGCAGUUGAGUAUUGGCUAG
Molecule: messenger RNA, 264 nt
Organism: Didymodactylos carnosus
Lineage: Eukaryota; Metazoa; Rotifera; Eurotatoria; Philodinida; Philodinidae
Source: the annotation of a GenBank genome assembly